AUGGGCAGCGAUGAGUUGGUCUACCUACUAUCGCUCGAUGGGGGCGGGAUUAGGGGGAUAUCCGAGCUCAUCAUACUACACGAGAUCAUGAAGCGGCUCCAGAAAAUAGCCGGUCUAACAGAGUUGCCCAAGCCUAAGGACUAUUUCCACUUGAUAGGUGGCACAAGCACUGGCGGAUUGAUUGCCAUCAUGCUUGGCCGCAUGGGCAUGUCAACAAAAGAAGCCAUUGAUUACUAUAUGAAAUUUGCAAAAGACGUCUUCAGUCAAAGAAACCGGAAAAUCAAGCGGACAUACAAAGCGAAAACACUCGAGAAACGCAUACAGGCCAUUGUAGCCGAAAGGAAACUGGUAUCGACCGCAAUGAUCGACGAAGGCAAGGAAAAAGGUCUGGUAUUCGUAUGCUCCGUUACCCAGGACAAAAAGAAAGAGCCCUAUCUCUUUCGAACAUACAAAGGGACGACCAAUCAAGCACACAACGUCGAAAUCUGGGAAGCUGCCAGAGCAACGACAGCGGCGCCGACGUUUUUCAAGCCCAUCUCGAUCAAAGUUGAGGCCGCUUCGAACAUCUACGUUGACGGCGCGCUCGCCGUAAACAAUCCGGCCAAACUUGUUCUCAAAGAAGCGGAGGCCCAGCUGGGCACUAAACGGAAGCUUGGGUUUCUUUUGAGCUUGGGAACAGGCCUCAAGGCCAACGACAAGGCAGUAAAUGUCAGCCCAGAUGCAGAAAGUGCCGCCCAAGGUUCUGUUCAGGAUUCAAAACCGCAAAAGACCUACAGUGGUGCCAUGGUUUCACGCGCUUCUUGGAGUUUGUUAAAAUAUGCCAAGGAGAACUUGACUGAUACCGAACCUACUCAUUACGAACUCAACGAACGAUUUAGUGGUACUCCAAAUGCCUACUUUCGAUUCAACCUAGAUCAAGGCGCUUCGGAUAUUGCAUUGGACGAGUAUGCGAAGAUGGAUCUGCUACGAAUAGCAACAGAGAGAUAUCUCCAGAAACCCGAUGUUUCAGCAGAGAUCGACCAAGUUGUCAGCCUUCUCCACAAUGAGGACGGUGCUCAUAUGGGGUUAGCUUCUACAAUCCGAGCACGAUCCGACGAGUCUGAUAAACAUGCCUUCAACCGAGUCGUCCAAAACAGGACCGACAUCACCAGUGGUCAGUUCACGGGCAGGGAAGAGAUUCUCGACAAGAUGGAAAAAUACUUUUUCGACUGUCCUGCCGGGUCGCCAUCUUCCAGGAGACUCCUAAGGAUUUGGGGCAUGGGUGGCGUCGGCAAGACUCAGAUUGCAGUGAGGUUCAGGGACUUACACGGAUCCCGAUUCAACCACAUAUUUUGGAUUAAUGCCGCCACCAAAGAUUCCAUCUAUGAGAGCUUCAGACAAGUGACAGAGACCGUAAUUGGUGGGGAACAUAGUCGACCAGACAUCAAGGGCGUUCACAAGUGGAUGACACAGAACAGUAAAUGGCUCCUAAUAUUCGACAACAAUGAUUCCGUCGAUGUCAGCAAAUGGAUCCCGCCUGGGAACACGGGGAACAUACUCCUUACAAGCAGGCGCGAGGAUAUGCAACCUAGGCUGAAUGACGAUCAGACAUUUGCGAUUGAUACAAUGAACGAGAAUGAUGCUAUGGAACUGCUUCUUAAGUCCGCACAUCGGAACAAGAAAGACCUUGACGAUACCGACAAGUGGUACGCUUCGCAGAUCAUCGAAGAGCUGGAAUGCCUGCCACUGGCUCUCGAUCAGGCCGGCUCAUACAUCAAUUUACUGGAUUGCCCCUUCAGCGCGUACCACUUCGAGUUCCAACAGAGACGGCAAGAGCUGAUGCAAGACUCAUCGCUGGCCCCCGGUGCGUUCGAGCACAACCCGGCCGUGUACGGAACUUUUGAGCUAUCGUAUGAGGCACUGUUACAUCUGUCCAAAGAUGACAACAGAAAGGGGCGGGCCGCUUUGAACGCACUACGGGUUCUCAACAUCUUCUGCUUCUACCACAACGAAAACCUCACAGAUGAGAUUUUCAGCAGGGCUGCAACGAAUCGAAAACUCGACAAGGACGUGCUUGGCGAUAUGGAAAGCCAGGCACCCCUGGCACUCUUUAACCUCGGAGAUGAUGCAACGUGGAAUUCCAGCAACUACUCAGAGGGUAUUAGUCUACUGAGGAAUUACUCACUGAUUAAGAAGUCUGUAGUCAACGAAAAAUGGCACUCAAUGCACGCACUGGUGCAUUCCUGGGCUCGUGAUCGGAUGCGAAUGGACAUUUUCAGGUUCCAGCAGCAGGCGGCUCGCUCCAUCAUCUUCGACUCGUAUCAUCAAAACUUCAAAUUUGAGGAUGAGAGGUUCCUUGCCCAGAUUUUACCACACAUCAAGGCUUUAGUCGAGCGCCGCGGGUCAGAGGAUAUUGACUGGUUUAAAAAGACUAGACAGGACAGCAAGUAUGCAAGGCUCCUCCGCGAAGUCGGCAUGUGGCGUGAAGCACUUUGGGUUCUCGAACAGGUUGUCGAGGAGAGGCGCGAGAACCUCGAGCCCGAGCACUGGCUGGUUGUCGCCGGUUUAUGGGAUCUUGCCAAUUUGCACAAAACAUGCUGUAAGUUCAGCGACGCUGAACAGGUAUUUCUCGAGUGUAUCGGUUUGGUGGAGAGGUGUUCCAACAAAGAGUGGGCGAAAAAAGCUGUGAAGAGCAUCAGCAUCGACUUCGCCGAGGUCUAUAUCCAGCAGGCGCAACUAGGAACGGCUGAACAGAUUCUCAACAUGGUCAUAGAGCAGGAGGAGGAAAGGGGUGAUCGGAGCCCCCAGUUCCGUCGGGCUGUUGCAGCAUUGGCGAUGACAAUGCAGCUCGCAGGCAGAAAUGAGGAUGCCGAGAAGCUCGAGGUGCGAAUGUUGACGAUGUGCUCUAACGACCCCAACAUUGGGCCGGGCCACCGUAUGACGAUGAGCGCCACUAGCAACAUCGCCGCGCUAAGGUCUGCCAAGGGUGAGCAUGAGUCAGCGGAUGAGAUGUGGCGGCAAGUGCUUGAGGUCGAUGAGCGGUUCAGAGGCAACGAACAUCCAAUCACACUGCAGUCGAAGCGGAACGUGGCCGUUGGAUGCGUGAAGCUGGAACGGCUUGAUGAGGCAGAGAAGAUACUUCGUGAAGUGUUGGAUGCGAGUGACAGGGUGCUGUGGCGGACACAUCUGGACACGCUGGUGACAAUUGAGUGUCUCGCAGGAGUACUGUAUCAGAUGGAUCAGUCGAAAGAGGCGGAAGAGCUUCAGGAAGAGUGCUAUGAGGGCAGGCUCGAUGUUCUUGGAGAAGAACAUCCUCUCACUUUUAAAGCGAAGGGAGACCUCGAGAAAAUAAGGAACGGCCGGGCCUUGGUCGCCGAGGAGCAGGUGCAGGUGCAAUGGCAGGGCGAAGCAUACUCGCAUACUACAGACAGCAAUUAUGCUACGCAGGGCAUGAACGACAGAUACUUGUAUUAG
Colletotrichum truncatum is the source of this 3453-nucleotide messenger RNA. RefSeq names its product protein kinase subdomain-containing protein. Gene Ontology annotation, cellular component: membrane. Gene Ontology annotation, biological process: arachidonate metabolic process. NCBI's taxonomy places the organism in Eukaryota, Fungi, Ascomycota, Sordariomycetes, Glomerellales, Glomerellaceae. Gene Ontology annotation, molecular function: protein binding; ADP binding. The record is from RefSeq and is a predicted model, not a curated record.